Molecule: messenger RNA, 6766 nt
Organism: Gadus macrocephalus (Pacific cod)
Lineage: Eukaryota; Metazoa; Chordata; Actinopteri; Gadiformes; Gadidae
Gene: cacna2d2a
Product: calcium channel, voltage-dependent, alpha 2/delta subunit 2a
Exons: 22
Coding region: 1-2196 (731 amino acids)
Cellular component (GO): voltage-gated calcium channel complex
Molecular function (GO): voltage-gated calcium channel activity
Source: RefSeq, a predicted model, not a curated record
AUGCUUGUGUUUGCAUUUGACAGUUUAGCCGACCCGCAGCUGAUUUAUAACGAGAAGAAGAGCCAGUUUGAGAUCAAGAGGAACAACCCCAAGGACCUGGUGGAGAGGGUGGCCAGGGACAUCUCCAAGCUGCUCAACAGCAAGAGGAAGGCCCUGGAGCGGCCCCUACAGGUGGCCAUGUUGUGUAUGAAUAUGUAUGCGGCGGAGGCCCCGGCGGGCAGGUCCAGGUGGGGGCUGUGUCUCCUGACAGCAGGAAGGCCCUACCCUGAUUAUCAGCCGGCCCGCGGAGCUAAGGCCUCAGAGAGGAGCCCGGGAACACAGCGGCGCCGCGCCCCCGCCCCCAGUGGUCAUGCCCGCUUCCAGCCCGACGUGACAGGACGGACUAAUAGUCCUCGUGACUGGCAGGUGUUUGUCCCGGAGGCUAACGAGAAACUCGCCCGGGAGGCAGAACUGCUUCAGAAGGAACACGAGUGGCAGGACGGAGUGAAGACACACCGGGGGGACCCCCUGGUGACCCGGCACUGUGGGCGCAGCACUACCUGGGCACGCCAUCUUAGCUCUCAGCCACCCCUUCGUGUGCGCAUCCUCUCCAAGCACACGCCUUCACCCAGCCCUCCACCUCCACCACCACCACCUCCACCACCAACGCUGCUAUGGUUAACUCCCCCCUGCACCCUCCUGAAGAACAGCUGCUGUUACCCCGACAACGCCCCCCUCCCCUCCCCUCCCCGCCGCCCACAGCUCCUCCCCGCUAACCUCCCCCUUUCUGUUGCAGAUUUUGAAUCACUGCUGCCAAACAGUUUUGAGUCCGAGGGACAUGUGUUCAUAGCUCCCAGGGAAUACUGCAACGAGCUGGAGCUGGCCAGCAACAACACCGAGUUCCUGUUCAACUUCAUCGCGCUCAUGGAGAAGGUGACGCCAGACUCCAAACAAUGUGACAAUCUGCUGCUUCAUAACCUGAUCCUUGACACUGGCAUCAUUGGACAGCUGGUGGACAAAGUGUGGAAGAACAAAGACUUGAACACGUACGGCUUCUUGGCAGUGUUUGCGGCGACUGACGGAGGCAUCACCAGAGUGUUUCCCAACAAAGCGGCCGAGUCGUGGGAGGAAGACCCCGAACCCUUCAACGCCAGCUACUACCGCCGCAGCCUGGACAACAAGGGCUACAUCUUCAGAGCGCCUUAUCGAACAGUGAGAGACGACCUCCUCAACCCGGAGAACGACACCAUAGGGGUGCUGGUGAGCACGGCGGUGGAGAUCAGUGUGGGCGGGAAGACCAUCAAACCUGCAGUGGUCGGAGUGAAGCUGGACCUCGAGGCGUGGACAGACAAGUUUAAGAUUCUGGCUAGCAACCACACGGACCGCCAGGGCUCCAACGCGUGCGGACCCCACAGCGCCUGUGAAAUGGACUGCGAGGCCAACAGCGAAGACCUCCUCUGUUACCUCCUAGACGACGGUGGGUUCCUCAUCAUGUCCAAUCAGAAGGAGGACUGGAACAAGGUGGGCAUGUUCUUCAGCGAGGUGGAGCCCUACCUGAUGUACGCGCUCUACAACAGCUCCUUCUACAACCGCAAGCAGUCCUACGACUACCAGUCGGUGUGCGAGCCCAUCCCCACCAACAGCCACGGGGCAGCACCCAGGGGUGCCUUUGUGCCCACCAUCGCAGACUUUCUGAACAUGGCCUGGUGGACGUCUGCAGCGACGUGGUCCUUGUUCCAGCAGGUCAUCGCUGGCAUGGCGUACCAGAGUUGGUUCAUCACAGACGAGGUGCUGGCAGAGGGAAUGGAUUCCAGAGAGAGGGGCUGUGUAAUGAUCCAGACACAGUACUACUUCACCAACCUGAACAGCACAUUCAACAUGCUGCAAGACUGUGGCAACUGUUCAAGGCUGAUCCACGCCAAGAAGAUCAACAACACCAACCUGCUGUUUGUGGUGGCGGAGAAGAUGCCCUGCAACGGCUGUGAGAUCGACAAGCUGUCCCAGGAGGAGGAGGAGUACAAGGACCUUAAUCCGUGUGAUGAGGUGGCUCGCUACAGGAAAGGCCCGUCCAUGUGCUUCGACAACAACCAAUCUGAGAACACAUCGGACUGUGGGCGGGGCCACUCGUUCGGCCCCUCCCUCAUCACCCUCCUGGCCAUUCAGCUGCUGCUACUCUCCCAGCUGGCCAGCCCCAGCGCUCUCCUUGCUCUUCUCUAACUCCACCACCCCCCCCCCCCCCCCCCUCUCAGAACCCCGCCCUUGCUCCCCCCCCCCUGAGCCUCUUUACCCCCUCUAGUCACAACGGCCCUCCCGCCCCCCGUGCAGGCGCCCUGGUGGGGGGUCUUGGUGUCCUGGUGCUCCACCCGGCUUUGCUUCCCGUCGUGUUGUAGCUUCACGUGAUGAACUGCUGGACUUUGCUCUGCUUCUUCAGCCCGGUCCAGCCCCCCCCCCCCACCACCACCACCACCACCACCCAUCCUCCCCUCACCUCACCUGGACCAUCGUUGUCAGGGCGACGACAGAGGGAACAACACAAAGAAAAAAAGGAAUCCAAAAAACGAAAUCCACCCAGAAGCGACACCAUUAUCGAGCUGGACCCAUGCCAAGAGGACCCCCCCCCGCCCCGCCCGCCCCCCUGCUCCCUGCAGACCCUCCCACCACUGGAUGGAACCAGUGUUAAACUCUGUUCAUCCGCUGUUAAUCACACAGGUGGCGUGUGUAUCCCUCUCUCUCUCUCUCUGUCUCUCUGCCUCUCUCGCCCUAGCCCCUGAGUUUCAACACUCAGUCAUUUGCCUCCUAUGAGGGGCCGUGGAUUAGUCAGACAGCGAAGCCAUCAUAAAAUAAAACUCUGGUCCGGAGGGGGGGUGGGGGGCUGGGAUGAAACCAGGGCUCGUCUCACCUGCUCCAGUGCAAAACUAUAUUCCCAGCAGUUAAGUUCUCCUUUGGAAAAAACAGAGUUUGUUUUACUUAGAGACAUGAAUUAAUGUAUGCACUGUAUCUACUUCUUGCCAAAUUGAGAUAGACGUUCAUGUGUUCUUAUGUUUUCUAGCCAAAUUAGCGAGGGGGUGGAGGAGGAGACUUUGGAUUUAGCGUUAGGGUAACCAUGGGGAUGCACGGGAUGGGAAUCCCGGAUAACUUUUGAACACCAGGCGUUCCCGGCUCCACGGAGAGGCCGGCGUCCAUUUAGAUAGGGAUCAUUUGAUGGUAACCUUUUUUUUAUUCUUACUAUCCGGCUCAUACACUUGUGAAGAAUAGCGAGUUUGUUAGGCGACUGCGACCAAUAGAAGCGGCCUCUGUUCCCCGCGCAGUGGAACCCGCCCAUCGUCCGUGCUGAUGUUUGAUGUGCUCCUUUAACGAUCGAUGAACAAACUCCGACCUCCGGUCGGCUGAUGUCCAGUUCUAUAUAGUUCUAUAUAUCUCUAUAUCUCUAUCAUGUGCUCUAGUGUGCAAGCUCACCUUCUGCCAAUCCCGACGCGGACGCCCCCCCCCGCACUACCGUCAAACAAUGUGCUUUACUUCUGUAACGCAUCGCGCACCUCUAGUGGUGGUGGAGCCCCCAAGGUCCCACGGCCAGGCUGGACUUAUUACCUUUGGCUGAUGCAGUCCUAUCCAGCCAAACCCCCCCCCCCCCCCAUCUGGAGCAUCUGCUGCUGCCGCCGCUGCUGGAAGUCCAGGGCUGGGGGGCUUUCGUCGAAAAAACGUCUCACACUCAAAGUGCCGAAAGAGGCGGCUCAUUAUGGUGAUCACGUGGUUACGGUAGUCAUGGGUGGUUGUCUGUUACAUGUCAUUGGAUCAGCACUUCAGCUGAGAGGUUGCGGAGACGCCCGUAUUCAGCAGCCUCUCAGUCUCCCUCUCUCUCUCUCUUGUUUCAUAGUGCCUUGAAGCACUAGACGUUUCACGGAAAAGGCCCCGGUUGGCUCUGCUUACGCUAACCCCACCGCAUGGUACCUCUAUGAAGCAGCCUGCUCUCCCUGCUCCGGAUGAUGCUACCCGCUAACGGAGCCUAGCGUACCGCUAUAGAGACAGCUUUAUAACAGGGUUCGAUGCAGUCGUCGGCUGUGUGUUCACCCCCCUCUCCACAGCUGUCCGACUGCCAUUGAACUAGAGUUACUAUAACCGUUCCUUUACGAUGGCCAUGUACAGUGCAAUGAGUUUUCGAUAUAUAUAUAUAUAUAUAUAUAUAUAUAUAUAUAGUGGUGGGAGAGCGUUAUGUAGGGCCACUUGACUGCUAUACUUGCGUUUACGCCUGACUUGUGCGUAUGUGUUUGUGUGUGGACGUAUUAUGUCGGUUUGCGUUUUAACCCUCAAAGGGGCCGUGUUUUAAAUGGGUCAUAUCGAGGCGAUUGCGUGGCAGGCGUUGUGAUACCGUAGCUGUUCUCUCAUUUGAUUCUUGCGACGAACAAAGUGUUAUAAAAUAUUAAGAGUCGUUAAAAAAAAGGGAGGGGGAAAAAUCAGUCUUUGAAGGUACGUUUUGCUUCAAAGCCAUUCGGAGGGAGGCAGUGCAAGAGGUUUGCGAACGAAUGUUGGUCAUGUGGUGUGUGUUUUCUGUUCGGAAGGCAACGUAGUUACACAGCCUCUAUAAAUGCCUUAGUGUUAUCUCAUAUGGGGCUCUUGUUUCACUUUUUGUUAUUUCGUUUUUUGUUUUUUUCCUUCACACGCACAAGCUCUGCCUCGCGUCCGUCCGUCUCAUUGGUCGGCUGGGCACGUGCAAACAGACUCUGUUGAAACAGUCCCGUCCCUGCUGGGUGUCGUGGUGUUCUGGAAUGAAGUAUCGUGAGCUCUACUUUUGUAUUGAACCGUGUCUUGGAAUGAUAAAUUCUUAAGUAACGCUUGUUUGACUGACUGCCGCCUGCAAUUGGGGGAGGCUUUCCUGUCGCUGAAGUCUCCGGACCUUUGGGCCCACCCAAGCUUACUGUAUUAUGUUUUUAGGUGGGUAAUGUCACACUACAAUCUUAACCUUACUUACUGUACAGAGUAUUAGAAGACUAUGUAUUAAGACAAACAUGCCGGCAUAGCAACUGCAGUUUUUGGCUUGCUACACAAUUGAUCUCAUUUUUGACUAACGCUUAAAGGGGCAAUGUGUAGUAUUUGGUGUUUCACAUGGCAGGAUACAAUUAUAAAGGAAUUGGACAACGAUAAUGACAAAUAAACUGUUUAUCCUGCUCCAUGACCUGACACUCAUGAAAAUGAAUAUUGUGGGAUAAACAGUGUUUCAUAUAAUACACAUGCUGGGAAGGUAAAUUGAUAAAAUUGGGUGCAUUUUUUAAACCUUGCAAACAGCUAAAAGGCGUAACACUUGACUCGUACACAGUGCUCCGUCAAUCAUAACACUUGAGAAUCUUACACAGUGCUCCCUUAAUCGAAUUGGCAUUUCAGAAUUGCACCUGCGAUUGGCUCCUUCAGUGUUUUUAGUGUGGGCCAAGUAUUUAACCUAGCCUAGCGCAGUACCGUUGCAUUCUAACCCGGCAUUCUGUUUGUCUCCGCUCCUGUGCCAUCGACUCUGUCCGCAGGUCCCCAACCUCCUGUCUGUAAAUGACUGCUACGCUUUCCUGCAGAACCCUUCUUCUCAUGUCCCAGCUCCCUACACACACUCUCUCACUGACGGGUGUCUGAGACCUAUCUUCUCAUAUGCACCGACACACUGGCAGUGUGCGUACACACACACACACACACACACACACACACACACACACACACACACACACACACACACACACACACACACACACACACACACACACACACACACACACACACACACACACACACACACACACACACACACAAAGCAAAGCCAACAUACAGUGGGCCGUGUCCAUGCUGGGGGUGGUUGAAGCCCCCAGCAUCAGUUUCCCUGGUCCUCCACCAAAGUGUGUGCGACAGGCACAGGGAGGGGGUCUUCACAGAGUCGCGUGGGACUGUAUUCAGACAGCUGAGGCGGUCAGAAACACAGUGAUGUCUAUGUGUGUGUGUGUAUCCAAAAUGGGGAGACAACCAAGUGUUCCGUAGAGGAGCACGGGUUUGCUUUCCAUUGGGGGUUUUCAGACAUUUACUUUAGCCAAAAAUGACAAAAAAUAUAUAUAUAAAUAAAAGAAUAACAUCAAAAUGGAAUACCUUUGAGACGAGAGGGAGGGGUUUGCCCCAGGCCCCGCCCCCCGGCCCGACCCCCCUCCCACAAGGUGUGGGGGGGGGGGGUCCCCAUGUAGCCUCACACAGCCCCUCUCUGUCCUCGCUGUGUAUGUGUAGGCGCGUCUCGCUGGGAAAGACACGUAUGUGUGUGUGUGUGUGUGUGUUAUUCUGUAGUCUGUAGUCUGGUGCUAUGUGACCAUGUUUGACAAAUGUGUGAAAAAAAAACAGUUACAACUGAAAAAACAACGACUCAAAACAGUUGAUUUAAUAAGUGGAAAAAAAUAGGAAUACAGCACCGCUGGUAAGUUCGAGAUCUGGAGUAAAGUAUUUUUUAUUUUGGUUAAUUUCUUAUUUGCGUGAGUAUGAGCGUCUGUGUGUGUUUGUGUUUGUGUUUGUGUGUGUGUGUGUGUGUGUGUGUGUGUGUGUGUGUGUGUGUGUGUGUGUGUGUGUGUGUGUGUGUGUUUGAGAGAGUGCAGAAAAUUGAGCUCCUUUUGGUUUGGACAUUGGUCCGUGUCGCUCCAUUCUUUUGUACAGAUGAAGCUUAAAAAAAGAGGGCAAAAUUUGUAAAAAUAUUGUGUCUGUGACUCCUUGUAAAAUAUUUUCAAAUUGUUUAUUACAGAGAAUCAGUUAUUAAAUAAUGUUCAUAUUUUUCACUUCA